This is a messenger RNA of Varanus komodoensis (Komodo dragon), 1115 nucleotides long. RefSeq names its product proteasome 26S subunit, non-ATPase 7 (gene PSMD7). The record is from RefSeq and is a predicted model, not a curated record. The transcript is spliced from 7 exons. Gene Ontology annotation, cellular component: proteasome regulatory particle; proteasome complex. Lineage: Eukaryota; Metazoa; Chordata; Lepidosauria; Squamata; Varanidae. Gene Ontology annotation, biological process: proteasome-mediated ubiquitin-dependent protein catabolic process. Bases 108 to 1076 code for a protein of 322 amino acids. Gene Ontology annotation, molecular function: protein binding; metallopeptidase activity.
CGCCGGGAGAGCCGGAGAGCGAGGGCGAGAGCGCGGCCGGGCCGGGCCGGACAGGGACCGGGAAAGCCGCCGAGGGAGCCGCCGCCGCCGCCGCCGCCUGCGCCAUCAUGCCGGAGCUGGCCGUGGAGCGCGUGGUGGUGCAUCCGCUGGUGCUGCUCAGCGUGGUCGACCACUUCAACCGGAUCGGCAAGGUGGGCAGCCAGAAGCGCGUCGUGGGCGUCCUGCUGGGAUCGUGGCAGAAGAAGAUCCUCGACGUCUCCAACAGCUUCGCCGUCCCCUUUGAUGAAGACGAUAAGGAUGACUCUGUAUGGUUUUUAGACCACGACUAUCUGGAGAACAUGUACGGGAUGUUCAAGAAGGUCAAUGCUCGGGAGAGAAUCGUGGGCUGGUACCACACAGGGCCCAAGCUUCACAAGAACGACAUUGCGAUCAACGAGCUCAUGAAGCGAUACUGUUCCAACUCGGUUCUGGUGAUUAUCGAUGUGAAACCAAAGGACCUGGGGCUGCCCACGGAAGCCUACAUCUCGGUGGAAGAGGUGCAUGAUGAUGGGACACCGACUUCCAAGACCUUCGAACACGUGACCAGUGAAAUCGGGGCCGAGGAGGCAGAGGAGGUCGGCGUCGAGCACUUGCUGCGGGACAUCAAGGACACCACCGUGGGGACGCUUUCGCAGCGUAUCACAAACCAGGUGCACGGCCUGAAGGGCCUGAACUCGAAGCUGCUGGAGAUCCGGAGCUACCUGGAGAGGGUGGCCGUGGGCAAGCUGCCCGUCAGCCACCAGAUCGUCUACCAGCUGCAGGACGUCUUCAACCUGUUGCCGGACGUCAACCUGCAGGAGUUCGUCAAGGCCUUCUACCUGAAGACCAACGACCAGAUGGUGGUGGUGUACCUGGCGUCGCUCAUCCGCUCGGUGGUCGCCCUCCACAACCUCAUCAACAACAAGAUCGCCAACCGAGACGCGGAGAAGAAGGAGGGGCAGGAGAAGGAGGAGAGCAAGAAGGAGAGGAAGGACGAGAAAGACAAAGACAAGGAGAAGAGCGAGGCCAAGAAAGAGGACAAGAAGGAGAAGAAGUAGUUGUGUGCCGUGUCCGCCAAUUAAAAUGUCGUGAACUGA